This is a messenger RNA of Triticum urartu, 1003 nucleotides long. RefSeq lists its product as uncharacterized. The record is from RefSeq and is a predicted model, not a curated record. NCBI's taxonomy places the organism in Eukaryota, Viridiplantae, Streptophyta, Magnoliopsida, Poales, Poaceae.
UCAUCAGAAAGUCCUUUGAAAUGUGUAUCCAAUGAAAUAUUUUUGUGCCAUAUAACUCACUUUUUGUUGGUAAAAUUAAUAGUCAAAAUUAGACAUACAAAUAAGAAGUGGCCUUGUAUAAAGGAAUGGGGGAGUACUAAUUAUUUUGGUUAAUACUUAGUUUUGGUACUCCAAAUACGUCUUGUGUAUUCCUGGCAAAAACAGAAAUCUACGUAAAGAAACGGAGGCCCCCUUUUCUAGCUUGUACCACGUACCUCCCCCAUAUCCUCUUCGAACUUCGAUGCAUGUCACUUCUCUAAGCUCUCUUACCUAUUAAUGUUUCCUAAGUGGUCACCAAUCACACCGGUCCUCCAUGUUUAGCCUAAGCUCCCCUCCCCUAGCUCUCGAGAGGAAGCUAAAGCUCUCCACCACCUACACUAUUCUCCUAGUGUUCUUCCUCUUCACUCUCUACAUCACCUCAUGCGAAGCUCGUCGUCUCCGCGUCAAUGGCAAGCACUUAAGCAGCAGCAAGUCUUCCUCAUCAUCCCAGUUUGCGACAGAGGUUGCUGAUGCCCAGAAGCAAACGAGAAGCUCGUUGAUGGUUCAUGAUGCGGGGAAGAAGGCUCGAGCUGCCGGAAACAGCAUCGAUCAGCCGACGGGCGCGGGAGCAACAUUGAUCAAUCGAUCAGGUGGAAUACGAAACACCACGCAUGCCGCUAGGGUUUCGCAGCAGCUUCCUCAUCGCAAGCACGUGGACGAUCAGGGAAUUCACCUGGAUUAUGCUCAGCCUAGAACCCGCACUCCGUAUCACAACUGAACAUAUAUACAUCGAUCACGGAUGAGAGCCGUUCAUGAGAUGACAUUUAUGUCGUCGUGAUCAUUUAUCUAGUUAUAUAUAUCAUGUAUAUUUCUCCUUGAAUCUCACUAGCUAGCUACCAGCAGCUUCAAGUCGUGUCUGUGUUUCCGCUAUAUUUCUAGUUAUUUUCUGCAAUUUUGAUGACAGAGUUCGCCGAUAUAUAUUGAG